Clupea harengus (Atlantic herring) is the source of this 1579-nucleotide messenger RNA. RefSeq names its product YJU2 splicing factor homolog (gene yju2). Gene Ontology annotation, cellular component: U2-type catalytic step 1 spliceosome. Gene Ontology annotation, biological process: mRNA splicing, via spliceosome. The record is from RefSeq and is a predicted model, not a curated record. NCBI's taxonomy places the organism in Eukaryota, Metazoa, Chordata, Actinopteri, Clupeiformes, Clupeidae.
GCCAAAUCACAAAGAAGAAGAACAGUAGCGAACAUCAUCAGAGAAUUUUUGUGUUCAGCGUGAGGUUCAAGCCUUCCAAGAAUAUAGGCACCUAGCCACAUUAUUUAACACGGUUUCAAAAUGUCUGAACGAAAGGUUUUGAACAAAUACUAUCCCCCCGAUUUCGACCCCUCGAAAAUCCCCAAGCUAAAACUCCCUAAAGACCGUCAGUAUGUUGUGCGGCUGAUGGCCCCGUUCAACAUGAGGUGCAAGACCUGCGGGGAGUACAUCUACAAGGGGAAGAAGUUCAACGCUCGGAAGGAGACGGUGCAGAAUGAGGAUUACAUGGGACUGCCCAUCUUUCGAUUUUACAUUAAGUGCACAAGAUGCCUGGCCGAGAUCACUUUCAAGACCGACCCUGAGAACACAGACUACGCCAUGGAGCAUGGUGCGACGCGGAACUUCCAAGCAGAGAAACUGCUUGAGGAGGAGGAGAAGAAGAUAGUGAGGGAUCGAGAGGAAGAGGAGCUGAACAAUCCCAUGAAGGUUCUGGAGAACCGGACGCGGGACUCGAAGAUGGAGAUGGAGGUUCUGGAGAACCUGCAGGAGCUGAAGGAGCUGAACCAGCGCCAGGCCACGGUGGACUUUGAGUCCAUGCUGGGUCAGUACCGCGACCUGGAGCAGCUGCAGCGACAGAGGGAGGUGGACGAGGACGAGCGAGAGACCAAGGAGAUGCUGGACAAGGCGCUGGUGAAGAGACUGAGGGACUCCGACUCCGACUCCGACCAGGACGAGGAGAUGGCAAGGUCAGCAGUGAAGAGGCUUGCACCAGAGAAGGCCACUGACAUCCUCACCGUUGAAAAGAGCACAGACAUCCAGGGGCCUGCUGGGACAGUGAAGCGGGCACAGCCGGAGAGCUGGGAGAGGAGUGUUGGAGGCCUGGGGACCAAAGCUGCCCUGGGCUCCCUGGUGGUGAGGAGGAAGACCCCUGCCUCUGUCUCUAAGCCCAGCAACAGCAGCACGCCGUCUGGGCCAAGCACACAGCAGACAGGAACCAAGACUCCAGCCCCUUCUAGCAGCAACGCACAACCAGCGCUCCUGCAGAACGGUUCUUCAGUGAGCAAGCCAUUGGUUCCACAGAACAGUUCCUCUCUCAGCCUGUUGGGGGCGUACUCGGACAGUGACGACAGCGAUUGAGGAGGCCAUGUCUUGUGCUCUGAUAAUUUUUGUUUUAAACAGAAUUUUGGUUUCAAAUGAAUACCUUACAGCAGAUCUGCAGAAGAUCAACUAGAGAAUGCAAACAGGUGUCAGGGCUGUACUUUGUUUCCCUUUAAUUGUAAUACUCUUCUUUGAGUCUUCUGAGACUAGCUUUUGAUCCUUUACACAGAACUGGUUUUAAAAACAGAACCUGUCAGAAACAUCAUGCUCCAGCUUUUCCCUACUCGUCCAGAACCUGCAGGUCCAGUACCCAAGACCUGUUACCUCUUUGAGGGGAACCAGAAGCAGAACUCGGGGUUUCUUGUGUAUUUAGUCCUCAGCUCUCUACCUGUCACGUCAUAUCUCUCUACAGAUGUUUAAAUAAAAUGAUCAUUGAUGCAGA